This is a messenger RNA of Anopheles funestus (African malaria mosquito), 1364 nucleotides long. RefSeq names its product N-acetylneuraminate lyase A-like. Gene Ontology annotation, molecular function: 4-hydroxy-tetrahydrodipicolinate synthase activity; N-acetylneuraminate lyase activity. Bases 443 to 1297 code for a protein of 284 amino acids. Lineage: Eukaryota; Metazoa; Arthropoda; Insecta; Diptera; Culicidae. Gene Ontology annotation, biological process: N-acetylneuraminate catabolic process. The transcript is spliced from 3 exons. The record is from RefSeq and is a predicted model, not a curated record.
CUACAUCAAAUGUGGGACUAUUUUGUACAUAAAACUAUGUUAUGCACUUGAAACCCCUAUUAAAAUAUGUUUGCAAACAUGUAACUUUAAAUCGUUCAAACAUUCUGUAAAUCUCUAAUGUUUUCUGUUACUGGCCCGUAAACAAUUUUUUACCGAUAUGAGAAUUCGUCUUCUUAAACUAAAACCCCUUUUUUGUAUUCGCGCUUGUUUAUAAUGAGCCUUUCUUAUCAUUGUGCGCCCCACAACUGCAUGUAAUGCAUGUAAAUAAAAUGCUAGAGAUAACCGCUUCUACUGAUCUCGCCAAUAAAAAGUACAUAUUCUCCUUGUUGGUCGCAUCUCUUUGUCGUUCGGCUUUAGCUUAACUUUACUAUUCGUUUGUAUCCUGAGAGAAGGUUAACCUCAUUUCAACCGCACCAACCGCAUCUUAGUUCGAAACGUAAUCAUGAAAACGUUUAACUUUAAAGGACUAAUGGCACCGGUGUUUACCCCGUACAAAAAUCGCUGUGAAACCCCGAAUAUCGACGCUAUUGAACCGUACGUGGAAAUGCUGAAGUCAUACGAUGUGAAAGGUGUGCUCGUAAAUGGAACUUCCGGUGAAGGUAUGCUUCUGAACACCGAAGAACGUAUGCUGUUGGCAGAGGCUUGGCAAAGGGCGUGUAAAAAACAUGAGAUUACUGUCAUGGUUCAGAUUGGAGGAGCACCACAUCCGGAUGUUGUGCAACUAGCUCAACAUGCCUCACAGCUGGAUGUGGAUGCGGUGCUGUGCCUUCCGGAGCUUUAUUUUAAACCUAAAACACCUGAGAAGCUUGUGGCUUAUCUGGAAGGUAUAGCAAAGCAUUGCCCUACAAUACCAUUCUUCUAUUAUCACAUCCCAAUGUUUACCGACGUAAAUGUUCACAUGCCUACAUUUCUGGAUAUUGCGGAGAAGAAGAUAAGCAAUUUCAGAGGCAUAAAAUAUACCAGUGGAAAUCUCGAUGAGGGAAGCGCAUGUUUGAAGGAAGGACGUACUAUAUUUCUUGGCGCAGAUACCAUAUUGUGCGGUGCUGUAGCUGCCGGCUUCGAUAGUUUCAUUAUGACGACGAUCAACAUAUGUCCCGAGGUUGCAUUCCAAAUCAUCAACUACAUGAAUCAAGGAGAGAUCAAGGCAGCUAGAGAUAAGCAACUCCAGUUGAAUACGAUCAUUGCCGACAUAUUAAAGGACGGAGGAGGAGAGUGGGUAUCGGCAAUGAAAAAAGCUUUUAGGGGAAAGUUUCUUUCCAUCGAGGUUGGCCAAACUCGACCGCCACUGAACAUGUGAACCUGUGUGCUUUAUUUGUCCGCUUAAAAUACAUACAAUGCUCCUUAAUGACUGUCCAUGAAUUGAA